This is a messenger RNA of Lolium rigidum, 702 nucleotides long. Its product is annotated as endogenous alpha-amylase/subtilisin inhibitor-like. Gene Ontology annotation, molecular function: endopeptidase inhibitor activity. Lineage: Eukaryota; Viridiplantae; Streptophyta; Magnoliopsida; Poales; Poaceae. Bases 1 to 639 code for a protein of 212 amino acids. The transcript has a single exon. The record is from RefSeq and is a predicted model, not a curated record.
AUGGGUAGCCACCGUGUCCAUCCCCUCCUCCUCUUCCUCCUCUCCAUUCUAGCCAUCUCCACCCUCUCGUGCAGCAGCGCUGAUACCUCACCGGUCUACGACACGGACGGGCACGAGCUGCGCGCCGACGCCAACUACUACGUGCUCGCGGCAAACCGCGCACACGGCGGAGGGCUCAAGAUGGCGCCCGGCCACGGCCGCCGCUGCCCGCUCUUCGUCGCGCAGGAGCCAAGCGGGCACGGCGACGGGCUCCCCGUGCGUAUCACUCCGCACGGUGGCGCGCCGUCCGACCAGAUCAUCCGCCUCUCGACCGACGUCCGCAUCCACUUCCGCGCCUACACGACGUGCGUGCAGUCCACGGAGUGGCACAUCGACAGCGAGCUGCUGUUCGGCCGCCGGCACGUGAUCACCGGCCCGGUCAGGGAGCCGAGCCCAAGCGGCAGGGAGAACGUGUUCCGCAUCAAGAAGUAUAUUGGCAGCUCGGAGGCGCGCGAGUACAAGCUGAUGUCCUGCGGAGGCGACGGGAACUCGUGCCAGGAUUUGGGGGUGUUCAGGGACGGCAAGGGCGGCGCGUGGUUCUUGGGCGCCACCGAGCCGUACCAUGUCGUCGUCUUCAAGAAGGCGCCGUCCACCGUUUAAGUUUCUCCCUUUUCUUUUGCGUGUUCGUGCUCAGCGUGCAUGAUGAAUAAUAAGGUGGCUCUA